Molecule: messenger RNA, 540 nt
Organism: Lagopus leucura (white-tailed ptarmigan)
Lineage: Eukaryota; Metazoa; Chordata; Aves; Galliformes; Phasianidae
Gene: NEUROG3
Product: neurogenin 3
Exons: 1
Coding region: 1-540 (179 amino acids)
Molecular function (GO): protein dimerization activity
Source: RefSeq, a predicted model, not a curated record
AUGGCCCCGCAGAGCGACCGCGCCCCGGGCGCCGGGCAACCCUACUUCGGCGGCCCCGACACCGCCGCAUCCCCGGGCGCGGGCGGCUCUCCGGGCGCGGGCAGCCGGGGCGCGUCGCCCGCCCGCAGCGCGCUGCCCCCGCGGGAGGUGGCCCGCAGGAAGGGGCUGGGGAAGGCGCGGCGUGGCCGCGGGAAGGCGCGCGGAGAGGGGCCGCUCAGCAAGCAGAAACGAAGCCGGCGCAUGAAAGCCAACGACCGGGAGAGGAACCGCAUGCACCACCUCAACUCCGCCCUGGACGCGCUCCGCAGCGUCCUUCCCACCUUCCCCGACGACGCCAAGCUCACCAAGAUCGAGACUCUCCGCUUCGCGCACAACUACAUCUGGGCGCUCACACAGAGCCUGCUUCUGGCCGAGCAGGGUUUGCCCGAGCCUCCCCCGCCGCCGCCCCCUGCCGCCGUCGCCGCCGCCGCCUCCUCCGGGCCCUGGAGUUCGCCCUGCCCCGCUGCCCCGCCGCCCGCCGCUUUCCCUGCCUUUCUCUGA